This is a messenger RNA of Fragaria vesca subsp. vesca, 2160 nucleotides long. RefSeq lists its product as uncharacterized. The coding region runs from base 1 to 2160 and encodes 719 amino acids. The record is from RefSeq and is a predicted model, not a curated record. NCBI's taxonomy places the organism in Eukaryota, Viridiplantae, Streptophyta, Magnoliopsida, Rosales, Rosaceae. The transcript has 2 exons.
AUGGGCGGAUGUGACGGAAACGGAAACCUUCAUGAGGAGAAGUUCAGUGCACCAAUGCCUUGGAUUGGCAUGUAUGUAGCAGCAGCAUCCUUUGCAUGCCUUAUUGCAAUGGCUGCAGAUGUAGUACUCGGCUUUCGAUACCACAAACUCUGGUUUCCUUCCAAAUUCUUCUCCAUCAAUGCUACUACUCUCACCUUGCUAGGAGUGGCUAUCAAACUAUCAGUUGAUCUCAACACUCCCAUGCCCAACAACCAUGAUCAGCUUGCAAAACUCAGCAGUUCAGUCUUCAUCUGCACAGCAAUGUCCAACUCCAUGCCUUCCCUUGGAGCCAUGGAGAAUGAAGAAAUGUUUAUGAAUGUGAUUGCUUUAGGGAUUCUAGUCAUAACCCUUAUUGUCAAUAUAUGCAUCCAAAUAGCUACUGCUGUUCCAACCACAAAGAAUUAUCUAGAAAAGAAGUACAAUAACAGGCAUCAGUUGGCUUUGAAAGAGGGUGCAAACCAAAUAAUGAAGGCUGAGAAACUUAGAGAAGCAUUGACUAAACAUUGGGUAAUGGCUCAUACUUGUAGUCCCCAAUUCGUGAUGGGCCGCUCGGUGAUAUGCACUGCUUCUGGAGCUUUCUGUCUUCUCAGCACCAUGUUUCUGGCUGAAGUCAUGCUUCGAACUUUAGUAAUGACUUCAUCAUUUAAGUUUUGCAGUGGAGAAUCUGACUACAAGCUCACUACAACUUUGAUACUUUUCACACAAGCUGUUGCAGUUGGAGUUGGUACUAUUGCUCCUGCAUUCAGGUGGUUCAUGGCCAUAAACUUUAAGUGCCCAAAAAGAGGAAGCAUAAGUGUCAAAAAGGAAUUCGAGAUUGAGAAGUACUGGAUUCAGGGGCUGUUGGAGUUGAAAAAGCAGCCAUUAACCCUAAGAAUCAAAAGUAGGCACUACAGGAAACUUGCUUAUGAAGCAAGAAACAUGCUUGUGGACAUUUGUAUUGCUAUGCAGAAAGGGAUUGUCUUGGUGAGUAAGGCUAUUCGAUUUAUUUCCAUUUUAUUUGUGAGCCGAAUAUAUCUGUGCUGUGACAUUUUCAAAGAGUGGAAGAUCAAGAAGUUUGAAUGUAACACCGGGCCACAAUCUGAGCAAAAUCAAAGGCCAGACUUUAGUAGUUAUGUUUUGUUUCUUGAAGGUGAAAAGGCAUUGGUUGAGUUCAUGAUGAGAACAAAUUGUAAUGCUACUGAAUAUUGGCUUCAAAAGGGAAGGAAAGAAGAGCCUGAAAAUCUCCUCAAACUCUUGCAGAAAUCCACAUUCUCGCAAAGUUUCAAAGGAUUAGCUGAAUUUGACAGUGACCAAGUUCCCUCCUUGGACUCUGAAGAACCCCCAAACUGUUGGGCACUUCCUGUUGUGACAUUAACAAGUAUUGCUCUUGCACUCUCAAGUAACAACACUUGCUCAAUCGAAAUGUUGGUAGAUGGCUUAAACCAAGGGCUAGUGUACAUAAAUGCCAUUGAAGAUCACUUGGAUCAUAAAAGUGAUUUUACAUACACCAGGAAGGCAGCAAACAUUGUGUGGCUGCAAGUCGAUCUCUAUCACACAUGGCUAGAUGUGGAUCUCAAAAACCUGUCACUACUAGGAAAGAGCCCCAGAGAAGUACUUAAAGAACUUGCUGAAACUUCAAAGUCUAGAUUUGAAGAAUCUAAAAGGAAGCGUAGAGAUAAAUUUGGGUGUGUAAUGGAUGUGAGUCCUUCAAAAUGGUCUGUUAAGGAAUUGGCUUCUAACUCCAUGCAUAGGAUAUGUCAGACUCUUCUGCUUAACCAGACAUGCGACGAUAGAUUAUUUGAAGCACUGGUGGUGAUGAUCUCUGACAUUGUUGGUGCUUGUCUCACUAAUUCACAGAGAGUUAUAGCAAUGAAGUGUUUCAACAGCAAAAUUGAAGAGAGGGAAGCAACUGUGAGGCACGCAGUUCACACUCUUGGUAAGACUGAGAGGAUUCUAGAGAUUGUUAACAAGGGAAUUCCUCCAGACUUGGAUCCUCAACAAAUGGGAUGCAUUGAUGAAUGGCGUUUGUCACAUAAACGGAAGAUGAUUCCCUCGACCUUCUGUUUCUCAUCAGACUCAGAGUGUGACGGAUCGCCUCUUCUAGUUAAAGUGAUUUCUCCCCAACACAAAUGCGGAGUUUAA